AUCAGUCUAAGCUUCUGACGAGCAUUAACAGCGCUUGCGCAUAGCAGACGAGAAUAGCUUUACAGCAACGAAAAUGAUCAACUGGAAGGCCCUGGACAAUGUCCCCCUCCUCUUCUACAUCCUGGCCCUGAAGACGCUGCUGCUGUGCUUGGCCUUUGCCGGGGUCAAGAUUUACCAGAGCAGGAAAGCCGAGGAGGCCCUGAAGAAGCAGCAGGCCGAGAGGAGGAGGCUGGCCCAGCAGACGCAGGAACUCAUCAACAACCUGAAGGAGGACUGAGGAAAUCCAGAGGAGCAGAACGAGCUCCUCCAAACUAGUCAGAGAAGCAGAAAGAAAGGGGAGAAUCUGGAGAAUUGCUCGUCAGCACUGGGAUGUUGACUUCACGAGUUUUACUCCAUAUUAAUUGACUGUUUUUUUUGUUUAGUUUAUAUAUAUAUAUAUAUAUAUAUAUAUAUAUAUAUAUAAGAAAAAAGGAAAACAGAAUCUAUUCAGACAUGGGAAAAACUGCCUUGCUGUCACUCAUGGUCUGAGCUGAGCUUUGUCUACAUGUGUGGCUGAGUUUUCACUGCCUGAAAUAUUUUUGCCCUUAUUUUUGUAACUAUAUUAAAUAGUUUGCUUGACAUCAGUGUUUUUGAGUCUGUUUUUUCUUGUGUCUGAAUAGAAGUUGAUUGGAUCAUGAAAAUAAUUGUUUGAAAUCCAUCACUUUGUGUAAAAAAAGAAAAAAAGUCUACAGAGCAUAAGAGUUUGAGUUUUGGAAGAUAUUCAGUGACCUAAACACUUAAACGUAAACAUGCACCAGUAUUUAUUUAUUUAUUUUUUAUCUUUGUCAAACAGCAGAGGGCGCUCCUGCAUUCAUAUUUACUCAAUGGGUGUAACGGGCUGACAAACAAGCAAAAAUAAAGUGACGCUAAGUUUUUCAAAAUCUU
Messenger RNA from Xiphophorus maculatus (southern platyfish), 924 nucleotides. RefSeq names its product small integral membrane protein 11A. Bases 74 to 277 code for a protein of 67 amino acids. NCBI's taxonomy places the organism in Eukaryota, Metazoa, Chordata, Actinopteri, Cyprinodontiformes, Poeciliidae. The transcript has 3 exons. The record is from RefSeq and is a predicted model, not a curated record.